AAAUUCAAAUUCGAACUGAAAUUGUUCGGGCAAAGCGAAGGGGAGUCGUCAAGGGUGUACACAGAAAAAGUGCAGUGUUCGUCAACAGCCACGUCUUUCUUGUGGUAGAUAAAACCUCCAGCUGUUGGUUAUUUGUCGAGAAGGGAUAAACCGUCAAAAUGGAUCCUUUUACUGAGAAACUUCUGGAGCGGACUCGCGCUCGCAGAGAGAAUUUACAGAAGAAAAUGGCAGAGAGGCCAAAUGCAGCAAACCGACAAAUGAUCAAAAGACCCAGAGAGCCACUAGCUGACACAAACUGUGUGACCAUUGAACCACCUACUGACCAAGUCCCACAUGGGUCCACAAAACCUUCUCCUUCCAAGCGUAUGUACUCGGGGGAAAAUGUUCAGCCAUUUAGUGACGAGAACCAGAACCCAGUGGUAUCACCACCCACAGCCUCAACGAUGUCUAACCCUCCUACAAACAAAAAGCCUCCAGCCAUGCCAACCGUCACUCAACCUUCCUCCAUCCUGGAUAACACUGAUACUGUGCUUGUUGUCCAGUUUCAGCCUAGUCAGCUGAAAACUGACCAGCCAGCAUCAGGAACGAUGAAUCCAAAUCUCUUUCUUAGUUUCUCUGGUCCAAGCACCAGUAAAGCAGAAGUUGCCCCUGCCAGUCCGUCCCUGCACAGAAAUAAGGACCAUGCUGUCAGUAAUUCAGCUCCAUCUGCUGCUGCCAUGAAGUCACGUCUGCAGAAACUAGCUGAGCAGAGAAAGUUUUGGGACGGCAACUCGGAUUCUCCUUCAGACACCACUUCCCUGACACCUUUAAAGAAGCAAACUGAGGUUCCUCCAGCUGCCACCUCCUCCACAUCCUCAGAAAUGUUUCUAGGAAGGAGAGGCAGGCUGGCUAACCUAGCAGCUACCAUUGGCUCCUGGGAAGAUGAUCUAAGCCAUGCCAAUAUUCCCAGACAGAAUACAAAAGAGAAGCCUGUUUCAGCUGUUUCCAAAUUUACUUUAAGAGAUGCCACAGUAUCUACCACCUCUACAUCACUAGCUGAAGGCUGUUCAGUUGCCAUGUCAGCUGCAAGCAGCAAGUUUGUUCCUGUCUUUAGUCAGUCUAGCAGUGUGGUUCCACAAACCCUUCAGAAGGUCGACAUCCAGAAAUCUAAAUCCGCUCAGCAGCCAGGAGCCAAUCGUCAGAAGAGCGCCACUGAUGAACCAGCUUUUCCAUUAAGACCUCAAACGUCCGUCCCCUCCCCUUCAACAUCAGUGAUUGAAAGUCCACAAAAGAACCAGGUACUCUCCAAUGAAGACACUUCUCCUGCCAGCCCUAAAAAGCCAGCACUCUGCGCAAAGCCUGUCAUUGGUGGUGCCUCUGAUGUGCAUGAAAAAGCAAGUUCUGGGGCUCCUGUUGUGAAAUCUUUCUUGGAGCGCUUUGGUGAGAGAUGUCAUGAGCAAACCGGCCAGGGCUCUCCAGCAGGAAGCACUGUCCAGGCCAAGACUCGCACUGCAACUCCAUCAGCAACCCCACACACUAGACUGUUACAAGAGAGGCUCCGGGCUGCACAAGCUGCAAACACAACCAGUGCUGACCUAACCCAAAGACAGAAGCUGCAGCGUGAGUCUGAACUGGCUCAAAUUCGCAGUUGUGUCCAGAAGGUGAACAACUUGUGGAAAAACGCAGAUCGACCGGCAGAAGGCAAGGAAUGCUCAGAUGUCAAGGAGUUUGUCAAGUGUGCAGAAGUUACUACAUGUCAGCCACAGAGUGAAGUCCUGUCUGAGAGAAUGGACACGCCCACUGAAUACCAUCUCUCAGUGCAAGGUCCAGGGUUGUCCUCACCUCCAGCAUCCACAUCCAGUCCUCUAAAGGUGGUCCCCUGCACUGGAGAGAAGCCAGUUGCUGACAACCUAGAACAAGAGGUGGUGAAAGACCUGGAGAUGAAUGUGGACCAGUCUGCCAACUCUGCACUUAUCAAUGAGCUGUUUAAUUGCGUGCUGGAACAGGAAGACCAGGAGGAUGAAGAUGAAGAUGCUUUUAAUAUCUCCUCCAUGUCCCUCCUUACACCGCUAGUCGAGACUGUGGCUGCUGCAGUGAAGAGUCCAGAAAAGGGAAUGAUGACAUCAACUCCAGCCAGUUCAUUCAUUGUGAAGGAAAGCACUCCAGACAGGACUCCUACACCUGACAAGUUCCAGAGAUCUGACCUAACGCAGGCUACGUCUGCACCUUCAGACAGCGCUGGUUACAUGGAGGAUGAGCACAGGCUUCCUUACAGCAUUGAUGCGUACAGGUCUACUAGAGUAAAGGACACAGAGAGGCCCAUUGUUAAGCAGAUCAAUUUGCUUAAAGACAACGUUUCCAACCAAGCAGAUGAGCCCAGAACCUCCAGUGUGUUUAGCAUCAAGCAGAAGAUAAAGAUUCUGACAAACGAGAUAAACCUACAGCAGACGGUGAUUCAUCAGGCAAGCCAGGCUCUCAACUGCUGCACUGACGAGGAGCAUGGCAAAGGAUCCCAGGUGGAGGCUGAGGCAGAGAGGCUGCUGCUGGUAGCAACUGCGAAGAGAGAGGCCUUAAAGACGGAGCUAGAGCGAUUGAAAGGAGAUCCAAAAGAACACAGACGGGAGCCUGAAGCCCUGGAGCCCUGCAGAGUGUCUCCCUCCAGAGGCCUAGUCACUCUGCAUGAGUUCCGCCUGCCUCUUAAGGCAGACUUUGUCUGCUCUAUUGCCAACAAGCCAGAAUCUACCAAACAUUCUUUCUUCCUCCUAAUUCGUGCUGGAGCUGAGAAGACGGUGGCCACUCCCCUGGCCAGCACACACCGAGGCCUCAGUGGAGACACCCUCAGCUUCCAAAUGAACUAUACCAUAUCUGAUGUCUCUAGUGACUUUGAAAUAGAUAUUGAGGUCUACUGUCUGGAGCAAAAACGGGAGGUGUGUAGUGACAAAAAGAAGAAACCCACAAAGUCUAAGGCUAUCACACCAAAAAGGUUUCUCACCAUCACCAAAAAUGUUCAAACACCAGUUGUAGCCAGUCCUGGAGGCCCCAAUGCUGUUCGUACCAGUAACUUUGUCCUGGUUGGUACACACAAGCUCACUCUGGCAUCUGUUGGGAGAAGUAAAUUUCUUCUGGAAAAGGUGCCAUUCUUGUGCCCAUUAGAGGGUCACAUUUACCUCAAGCUGCAGUGUGAAGUUGCCUCCAAGGUGGAAGAGAGGGGCUUUCUGACAAUGUUUGAGGAUGUGAGUGGAUUUGGAGCCUGGCACAGGAGGUGGUGUGUCAUGUCAGGCUACUGCAUCUCCUACUGGACCUACCCAGAUGAUGAAAAAUGCAAGAACCCCAUUGGCUGCAUUAGCUUGGCUAACUGCACCAGUAAGAGAGUGGAACCAGCCAACAGAGAGUUCUGUGCCAGACCCAACACGUUGGAACUAAUCACAGUCAGACCACAAAGAGAGGGGGACAGAGAGACACUAGUUAGUCAGUGUAAGAACACAAUGUGUGUGACUAGGAACUGGCUGAGUGCUGACACCAAGGAUGAGAGGAAUCUGUGGAUGAAGAAACUCAACCAGGUUCUGGUGGACCUGCAUAUGUGGCAGCCUGCUACUCAGGGGCCUCUGUAAUCUCCUAUCUGUUGGGACUGUUUUUACUGCCAGAAUAUACCAUUACUAUGUGCAAUACAAUAUAAGAAUGGUUAAUAAAUGUACUAGUAGAGGUUAGUAAUGAUGUGACAUCAUCUGUAUGCAGGACAGGGGAGACUAUAAAGCCAUACUUUAGACGCAACGCUGUGCAGGAGCACGAGACCUCAUCUAAGACUGGUUCCGUAUUUUGGCUCUAAAUAUGCUUGGCUGUGAAUACUCACAUAUGGGAUACAUGGCUUUAAAUAAUUUGGUUUCAAUGCUGGGCAAUAAAUAUAGAUAGAUAGUUGAAAAUGUUUUGUUUGAAGCUACAAUUUUCACGAUAAAUGCUUUAUAAUUUACUCUGCAUGUUAGCACAGGUCAGUAAUGAUGCUUUAUGUAUUACAAAUGUAUUCUGUCAAACACAAACAUUUUUUAAUACCAAUAACUAAUUGAUUUGUAGUGUUUUGUCAGGAGCUACAGUAUGUACUGGUUUCAUUAGAUAAUAUGGGUGGUGGGCUAUGACACAUUAGUACAAAAUGAAACAUUCACACACACCAAGUGGCCAGCGAACUGGUUAAACUCUAAAUACAAUAAGCAGCUCAUCAGUUCUCAGUGCUGGAAAACAAUGUUAGUGGCAACAAUGGCAUGAACAUAAACAUGUCUGAUUCUCUGAUUUAAUAAUCAGUCCCUUGGGUUUUGGUUUUGUACACACUGGCCUAUGUGCAGCCUUGGGGCAGCUGGUGUGCUGCUUUGUUUUUAUGCUGAGCCCUGUUUGUCACAUAGGGGUUAAAUGAAUAGUUGGUUAUAAUAGACCCAUGUGAUGGAGAAUAAUUAGGCCAGCCAUUUGACCACGUUUUUUUUAACUUACUGAUGUUAAGUGUUUACUUUCAUACCUACAUUUGCCUUAUUUAAACUCUGCUUUCAGUACGUUUCAUUUUUGGUCAUUUGCUUUAAUAAAACCCUGCUGGUCAAAUGCAAUGGCAUCAC
Betta splendens (Siamese fighting fish) is the source of this 4574-nucleotide messenger RNA. It is a transcript of the gene anln, whose product is annotated as anillin, actin binding protein. The record is from RefSeq and is a predicted model, not a curated record. Lineage: Eukaryota; Metazoa; Chordata; Actinopteri; Anabantiformes; Osphronemidae. The coding region runs from base 159 to 3590 and encodes 1143 amino acids. Gene Ontology annotation, cellular component: actomyosin contractile ring. Gene Ontology annotation, biological process: mitotic cytokinesis; actomyosin contractile ring assembly; septin ring organization. The transcript has 23 exons.